This is a messenger RNA of Neopsephotus bourkii (Bourke's parrot), 787 nucleotides long. RefSeq names its product Thy-1 cell surface antigen (gene THY1). The coding region runs from base 172 to 657 and encodes 161 amino acids. The record is from RefSeq and is a predicted model, not a curated record. The transcript has 4 exons. NCBI's taxonomy places the organism in Eukaryota, Metazoa, Chordata, Aves, Psittaciformes, Psittacidae.
GCCCGGCACUGAUUUGCUGGGGCCGCCCGCCCGGCCCGGCCCAAACUGCGGGGAGCGCCGAGCCGCCCACAGCCCCGCCGGGCAGCACCGGACAGCGCCGGCGGCAGCACCGGACAGCGCCGGCAGGCUCCCCUUCCAGUGACGGCCACUGCUGGGCACCUCAGCGGAGAGAUGAACCCCACCGUCGGCAUCGCUGUCAUCCUGACAGUCCUCCAGGCUGCCCACUGCCAGAUGAUCAAGGACCUGAGUGCCUGCCUGCUGGGCCAGAGCCUGCGGGUGGACUGCCGCUAUGAGAACAAAACCAGCAACCCCCUGACCUACGAGUUCAGCAUCACCAAGGACAACAGGAAGCACGUCAUCCACAGCACCAUGGGCGUCUCGGAGAACAUCUACCGCAGCCGAGCCAACGUCACCAUGCACAAGAACCUGCUGUGCCUCUACCUGCAGAGCUUCACCACCAGCGAUGAGGGCGUCUACAUGUGUGAGCUGAGGGCCACCAACGACUACACUGGGAACCAGAUAAAGAACAUCACUGUUAUCAAAGACAAACUGGAGAAGUGCGCCGGCUUCAGCCUCUUGAUCCAGAACACUUCAUGGCUCCUGCUCCUUCUCCUUUCCCUGCCUCUCCUGCAAGCCGUAGACUUCGUGUCCCUGUGAAAGGAAGAGCACACACUCACACUCACACUCACACACAUGCACGCACACACCGAGCACCCCAGCAAACCCGCCUCCCCCGCCAGAACGCAGCCCUUGGAAGGAGAAGCUGAACCAUUUGGAAGCAGUGAAA